AUGUAUGCAUUUUCGCUUGGUUUUGUUAUAUUCAUCAGUAUUGCGUUUCAGGUUCAACUGAGGUCGUUCCAGUACGGAAUACGACGAUCGAUGGGGGCUGAGGUGGUGAUUGAGUUUGAGGGGGUGAACCUGUUUAAGUUUUCCGAAAUGGCGCGUUACAUACAAAUAUAUGUCCCGCAAGUCUCGGGGAUAGCAUUUCUUUCCCAUGCUAUUUCGCCCAAAUUGCACGUAAAAAAUGUGACCUUAGUUUCCCCUGGGCGAUAUCAAGAGGUUUUCAUGGGUGAGUUUCGUGCGAUCUCACCCAAUUACUUUGAGGUUCUUGAUAAAAACUUUCUUCGGGUAAAGAAGUACAAUCGAGAAAGUCGAAAAUAUUCUCUUUCAGGUGCUCUGUACACAGUGGACAGAAAUAAGAUUAUUGUUUCUACUUCUGUGUAUUCAUGCCUGCAGUCGAAGUCGUUUGCGGAUGGGAUUUUGCUUGUGAUUGGCUUAAUAACGGAUGGUAUUAAACAAACCGUGGAGAAUGUGCGCUAUGCUUUAAAACCGUCUGCGGUGCUGGACGCCGCUCCUCAAGUCACCAUGUCAAAGUAUCGUGGCAUUACUGGCACACUAUUGACAUCAUUUCCUUCUUUAGCUCGUUUGAGUGCAACGGAUUACCUCAGUGUUCGCAGCUUAAUGUUGUCCACAGUGAGUCUACGUGUUUCAAGUAAAGUUGAUGUGGAGUUUGUAUCUCAAAUGAUGUCGAAGUAUCUUCGGCGUAGUCGAAUCACCGAGUUUCAUAUUCGUGAAGAUGGAACAACAGUGCAGUAUUUGGGUAUUGCGGAGCGUAUUAUUGGCUUUUUUUUUACAUUUACACAAGUUAUCACCAUGGGAAUCUGUUUUUUUUCCUUACUUGCAAGCAUAACAGCAAAUGUAUCAGAAUCAGUCAAGGAAAUCGGAAUUUAUCUCUGCAUUGGUAUGACUAAGUUUCAGAUCCACAGAAUUUUUGUCUGGGAGGCGUUUGUUAUCAUCAUUGCUUCCGCUGCUUUGGGCCUGGUGGUGGGUCUUAUAGUGGGAUAUAGCAUGCAGCUUCAGAACGAGCUCUUUUCCCAACUGGAUGUCGGUUUUGCAUUUCCCUAUCCACAGGUUGUGGUUAUUAGCGUGAUGGCUGUUGGAGCAGCUAUGCUGUCUAGUUUUCCCCCGGUGGCAGCCGUCCUCCGCCUUCCAUCCAUUACCCACAUCUUGCGUCGAACGACCUGA
Messenger RNA from Trypanosoma rangeli, 1236 nucleotides. Its product is annotated as permease, family protein. Gene Ontology annotation, cellular component: membrane. The transcript has a single exon. The record is from RefSeq and is a predicted model, not a curated record. Lineage: Eukaryota; Euglenozoa; Kinetoplastea; Trypanosomatida; Trypanosomatidae. The coding region runs from base 1 to 1236 and encodes 411 amino acids.